AUGCAGCCCUGGGCCUCCCUUUCAGGUAGCUAUGGGCCAUCCACAUGGAAGGCUGAACCCUUGUCGCAGGUCCUACAAGCUUUGCAGACCACGCAAGGACAGCUGAGUCUUUUGACCAAGAGACUGAGCAUGCUUCGAGAAGAACAUGAGGCCCUUUGCGACUGUUUGGCGUUUCACGGUGCCGUCCCAGCAGAGAGGCUUUUGGCCUGGAUGCACCGACGGCGCUUCGCAGAGGCUCGGAGGAGGCACCCGGUGGCGUGCCAUGAAACUUUGGAAUCCUUGAUGCAGGCGAAGGAGUUGGCCCUCGACUUGGCGGUUCGUUUGGGCUUGGAGGUUUGCACCACCUUGAGUGGUGCGUCUCGCGGGCUUCGAAGCUCCUUGUCCUCGCUGGGCCCCGAACUCGCCAACCUGUUCCCGUUCCAACUCUUCGCGAUCGGCGGGGAGGCCUGUGGCGAUGCACUCAGCUCUGUAGAGCGCUUCAAUUUGUCCCAGAACUCCUGGGAGACGCUGGAGCCCUUGCGAACGCCCAGGAGUGGCUGUGCAGCCGUGGCCCUGGGAGGCUAUGUCUACGCGGUGGGUGGCUGUGGUAUCGAUGGAGAAGACCUCCGAUCGGUGGAGAGGUGCUUUAAGGAGGUGGCCUUGCUUUUGUCUGCGCGAUGA
Messenger RNA from Durusdinium trenchii, 660 nucleotides. Lineage: Eukaryota; Dinophyceae; Suessiales; Symbiodiniaceae. The record is from the annotation of a GenBank genome assembly.